ACCACCAGUACCAUUACAUUUCUCCUACUUUCAACGCAUUCACCGAUACUUCCCCAGUACCACCUCAACUCUUCGAUAGUGAACUACUAUACUAUUAAUACCAUUUUGCAUCCCAGUGAAGAUUAUAACAUUGUCUUGAAUAUGGUUAUGACUUGAGUUCGCGUUGUGAAUAAGUGUUAAUUUUAUAAUAUGUUAUAAAACCAUUAUACUUCGAUUCAGUUCCUCUAGAGAUUAUAUACCUGUUAGUGAUAAUUCAAAAUUAAAUUAUUGUAAUUAUGUUUAAUGAUUUAAGUAGUAUACGCUUUCCGAGUGUGUUUUAAGUAACUUACAAUUUAUACUUCUAAUUAUUGGAUUAGUGGACUUAAACUGUCAUGUACGGAAGACGCUUACCAGUACUGACGGCAUCAUUGGCUGUGAUAAACUUAUGUACCUGUGCUAAUAUUCUAAUGAUAACGAUGGGAGGCACCAAAUCCCACAAAAUCCCCUUCUGGGAGCUGGCGAGAGGACUGAUUCCACGAGGCCACAACGUGACGUUUAUCAACGCCUUUCCCGCGGACUUUCUUCUACCGGGACUAGAAGAAAUUAGUCCUGCGGGGUUAGUUUUCUACGUGAAAAAUUUCACCAAUUGGGAUCUUGUAGGGAACAGGAUAAAGGGGGAGGAACCUGUGCCACCGUUGGAUAUGGUGCGGUAUGGUUAUGAGGCAUGCGAGGUUCUUCUUUCCGACACUGAAACAAAGGACUUCCUCUACUCUCGCCACAGAUUCGACCUCCUAAUUCUAGAUGGAGCCUAUCCUGAAUGUGCACUAGGAUUUGUACACCACUUUAACGCUCCAUUCAUGUACAUCAACACUGUGGGUUUUUACAUGGGAUCUAUCUCAUUAGCAGGGAGUCCCACGCCUUAUUCUGUAACGCCAUUCCUGGCGUUGUCUUUGACAGACAAUAUGAACUUGUACCAAAGGACUAAAAAUACACUUUGGAAUGUCGCUGCCAAUGCCAUGCACUCAGUAAUGGUCAAGUGGAUGAUUCAAAACGUGGUCAGAAGUCACUUUGGAAACGACGUCCCUCCCAUAUAUGAAUUGUCAAAAAAUGUAAGCUUUAUACUACAAAAUGGUCACGCUACCGUCACGUAUCCUAGACCAUAUUUACCAAAUGUAGCCGAAAUUGCUUGUAUCCACUGCAAGAGAGCUAAGCCUUUGCCUGAUGAUCUAGAAGACUUCAUCAGGGGUUCAGGCGAUGCUGGUUUCAUUUACUUCAGUAUGGGGUCUUCUGUGAAAGCCGCCAAUAUGCCCAGUUAUCUCAGAAGAAUGCUUAUGGUAGUAUUCAGAAAACUACCUCAAAGGGUUCUGUGGAAAUAUGAGGCUGAAGAUGAUAUGCCCGACUUACCCAGCAAUGUAAAGUUAGGAAGGUGGCUACCUCAGCAAGAUAUAUUAGGUCAUCCAAAACUACGAGCCUUCGUAACACAUGGAGGCCUCCUCAGCAUGUUCGAAACAGUCUUCCACGGAGUUCCUAUCGUUUCCUUACCAGUGUUCUGCGAUCACGAUUCCAACGCAGCAAAGGCAGAGAACGAUGGUUACGCUCUAAAACUGGAUUUGUCAAAACUGACAGCCGAGAAAUUGCUAUGGGCCAUAAAACAAGUAAUUUAUGAACCUAAAUACAGAGAAGAAGUGAAAAAACGUCAAUUCCUGCUAAUGGACCAAUUGGAAACGCCAUUGGAGCGUGCGAUAUAUUGGACGGAAUACGUUCUUCGACACAGGGGUGCCAAGCAUCUUCAGUCGCCUUCUAGGAAUCUAGGGGUUUUUCAAUAUUAUUUAAUAGAUGUAGUACUAGUUUUACUGUUUGCAGUGAUAGUCCUCUAUAUGCUUGUUAAAUGUUGUUGGAAAUUGUUAAUGCACUAUUUUGUUUCUGGUUCGCUGGCAACCAGCAGGUGUAGAAAGAAUAUUAAAAUAGAUUAAAGAAACAGCUAAACUAUUAAAAUAUUUUGGAUAGUACAAUGAUCGUUGAGUGUGUGUGUAAAUAAAAGUGUGCAACUUAGAACCGAUUUUUA
Anoplophora glabripennis (Asian longhorned beetle) is the source of this 2044-nucleotide messenger RNA. RefSeq names its product UDP-glucuronosyltransferase 2C1-like. The coding region runs from base 372 to 1952 and encodes 526 amino acids. The record is from RefSeq and is a predicted model, not a curated record. Lineage: Eukaryota; Metazoa; Arthropoda; Insecta; Coleoptera; Cerambycidae. The transcript has 6 exons. Gene Ontology annotation, molecular function: UDP-glycosyltransferase activity.